Messenger RNA from Anopheles nili, 567 nucleotides. RefSeq names its product programmed cell death protein 5 (gene PDCD-5). The record is from RefSeq and is a predicted model, not a curated record. Gene Ontology annotation, cellular component: cytosol; nucleus. Gene Ontology annotation, molecular function: DNA binding. The coding region runs from base 72 to 461 and encodes 129 amino acids. Lineage: Eukaryota; Metazoa; Arthropoda; Insecta; Diptera; Culicidae. The transcript has 2 exons.
GGUAGAACUUCUGCAUGAUCGUGAUAUUUUGAAAUUCCAGUAAGAGCAUCAGUAAAAAAGAGCCGAUCGAGAUGGAUGACGCCGAGUUGGCAGCGCUUCGGCAACAGCGUUUACAGCAAAUGCAGUCUUCGAACCCGGAACAACAGCAAGCACAGAUGGAGAAGAUGCAAGCACAGGCAGACAUGAAAAAUUCCAUGCUGGCGCAGCUCCUGGAUCAAAAUGCACGUGCUCGGUUGAACACGCUUAAGUUGAGUAAACCUGAAAAGGCUCAAAUGGUAGAAAGUAUGAUCAUACGAAUGGCACAGACGGGCCAAAUCGGUGGCAAGCUGGAUGAUGCCAGUUUGGUGCAACUGCUCGAAACCGUCAACCAGCAGAUGCCUAGAAGUAACUCCACGGUGAAGUUCGAUCGAAGACGAGCCGCGAUAGACUCGGACGAUGAGGAUGACGAUUAUGGUAUUUGAGCGAGAAUGAUCUUUUGGCAAAACUUCUUCUAAAUUACACUGCUUUAUCUACGAAACCUAUAUGCCUACCGAAUGUCAUCACGCGCUGCAAUAAACAGAACAAUGA